This is a messenger RNA of Amoebophrya sp. A25, 24354 nucleotides long. Lineage: Eukaryota; Dinophyceae; Syndiniales; Amoebophryaceae. The record is from the annotation of a GenBank genome assembly.
GUGCUGACCAGUUUUCAACCGCCAUCGAUAUCAUCCUCUAAAGGCACUAUGACGAACACAGUUCCUAGUCUGAAAGGCGCCACGAGCCUUCCCUUGCCCCCACCUCCGCCUGCUACGACGACAACCGCAUCAAGAACGGGAGGAUCUUCUAUAUCAACGGAGCUAUCUGCAGACGCGCCUGCUUUUGUCCCAUGCAUAGCGCAGAAUCAGUUAUCCUCGCAAGCAGAGCCUCCUCGUCCACCAACAAUUUCUGGCGAAUCUGCUGGGUACUUUCCAAGAAACCUCAUGAAGGAAGCGCAACGACUCGACCACCAAAGCGAACUGCGACUCGCUGCGAUUAUGGCAAAACAAGCUUUAGAAGCACAAGCAGGAGGUGCGCGAACAAAUGCUCAUGCGAGUAGUCAGGUGGUAGCUUUAAAGGAGGUUCCCCAACAACAUCAAAAUCGUUGUAGUAGUUUUUCCUACGAGUACGAACAGGAAAAACGACAGACCUCCAUCGAUAUGGUGCAACCUGUUAAUACUGUGUCUUCUUCUGCUUCUUCUUCAAUGGACCUCCGUAUCAACAUGAACAUCCCUGCUAGUAAUCGAUCUUCCGCGUGCUGGAUGGAUCGCGCUGACUCGAUCGUCCAGGACAUCAAUGACAGACAUAGAGGACUGCAGGAGCAGCAGCACUUUAUUGGCCAACAAAGAGCAAGGAAGGGGAUGGGAAAGGGAAUUGUAGGAAGCGAGGAGGACUAUCAUCAAAUUUUGAAUUAUCAAGGACGUCGCAGUGCAUCUUCAUCUAGCUCUUUCACAGCAUCAAUACCAAAUAAACUCCCGCCUCCGCCACCUCCACCACGCACUGGUGCUUCAGGAGCAUGGUAUGGUGGGCCUAGUGAUAAUGGAGGACCUCGCGCUACUGCUCCAGGAGCAUGGUAUAGUGGGCCUAAUGAUAAGAUGCCGCCACAAGAAAGAGGAGCUUCAGGAAGAUGGUGUAGUGGGCCUAGUAAUAAUCGAGGAUACAACAACGAACAGAUGAGACAGAAUUCGAAGAUUCUGCCGUACGAGAACGAGGAGUGGUCAACAGAUUAUGGAUAUCUCUCCUGCACGCGUAUCCAGCAGAAGUUAUAUGAAGAAGAAGAAAAGCAUCAGCAACACGGUCACGGACGGGUAGAUAAAAAUCAAAAUCGCACUAGCAGAAACCGAGGAUCACAGAGGAGCAAGAUGCCUCAAGCUGAAUACCAACAUCACAGGCAACAACAUGAAGUAGUAGAAGAACAUCACCAACGAGAACGACACGGUGGUCAACAGCAGUACGAUCGAAACCACUGCUUUUUACGGCUCAAUACUUACGAUUCAUCGCUGCAAGUCAUUUCUCCUUAUACUUUCCUUGUCAGGAAGUAGAUUGCCACACGAAAUGUACGCAAGAAAUGAAACGUUUUGAGCUCUACUUUUUCAGAAUCUUCAUGAAGGUUGUCACGCCCGUGAUCGUGCAGUUACAUCUUUGGGAACGAUCUGGAGAACGCCUCCAGACUCAAAAAGUGUCAAAUCUAUUUCCGUGAAGCAUCAAGCAGUUUCAGACUCAGAUCGACAUCGGACUUGGUCGCGAUUAGAAACCAGAGCCAAACAAGGUGCACAGCAACAUUCUAGUGGUACGUCUCCCUUGCAACAGGAGAUGAAGAUGAUAAAAGCACAAGAUGUUGGUCAGAUUGGUCGUGAGCAAUGUAGACACGAUGUUGCAGGAAACUUUCGUGGUGAAGAUUGGGCUUCAUACAUGGAGCCGAGAUAUGACUCUACUUGUCAAAAUGGGCCAUCUUCUUCUUCAAUGCGUACUACAACACGAGGGCAGGGACCAGCACAGCGGCCACUAAAUCGCCGUCAGCGACAGGGAGCGCCCUUUUUUCCCGGAGUCUUUGUCGGUCAAGACUCGAUCGUUCGAUUUCAAGACGAUAAUGGGAUCGAUUUGAUGCCAAGAUUCGUACUACUACUAUUUGUCUCUACUUUUCUUUGAUAGAAUUGUUGUUACUGGGUGAAAUCCAAUACGAGUACUUUUCACCACCUCUCAGUACCUAACUCAUGUAAAAAAUUUCAAUGCCAUGUCAAUGUCAAUCUCAAUCUGCCAUGUCAUCGAUUUCUUGGUUUCUUUUUCAGUUUAACAUUCCGUGAUCCUACACAACAGGAAAACGAAGCUGCAGCUCGUCUGCCUGAAAUUUUUCAACGAAAACGACGUGGCAACAAGGGUCGAUGUCGAACCAAAAAUAGGAGGACAUUAGCGAGAUAUACUAGAAGGAAUCUCGUCUCUGAUGGUGUUGAUGGACACGAGCAAGAUGCGGUCGAAGAUGGAGAUGAACAUCAAGAAGAGAAGUUGCGCAGUGCUAAAGCAACCCGGCCACCCCGUGAUGGAGUUGAAGCUGCUUUUGUUGUCAAGAACAAGCACACGCUGAUGCACAUGUACGAACAAACAACGUCGGACACUGCGCCAGGAACCGACAGCGCAGCCACAUCAAUGUUGAACAAGGGAAGAAGCAGAAGGACGAGGAAUCUUCAAAAUGAUAGGCGUACUAGUAAUGCUGUUCCUGUUGAUGUUGCGACACAACAUCAGACCAAUCAUAACAAUCGAUCGGCUACUGUAGCGGCAUCAUCUUCUUCACGUUCUGACAUGUAUCACGAACAUCAAACGACUACUACCUGCUCUGCGUCUGGGAAGGAGCAGGAAAGAGCUUUGAUUUUUGGUGACCUUGUACCGACAUCGCCACAGGGCCUGUUGACGCUUACAGUCGAAAACGUGUGCUACUGGAAUGCGCCGUCUUCUGAGGUAGUACUUAUACACUCAGUGCAGCGUCUAUCUCUAUCUCUAUGUGUUAUUUAAUUUUCUUGGAUAUGGAUGGAAUCAGUAUCAGAAUGAACUUGAACAGGAAGGAUGUGCACGAGGAAGAAUCAACUGCUGCACAAGGAGGGGAAGCUCUGGGGCACUUGCUCGAGCAGCGCGAUAAGCUUCUGCGGGGAGGCAAGCUAGCACGCCAACCCCGCCGGCCCGGAUUCGAUGCUGGAAGAGCUCGUCGCCCCCCGUCCUUCAGUUGACCCAUCUGGCGAACACCGUCACCGGCAAACCCAUCCCGAGGGAGCUGAGGGCGAUAGUGGAGAAAGGCCCCGGCUGCUACUGCGACGGCUGUGAAGACAGAGACGGGCGAGCCCGCCGCGGGGAAGCUGGAAAUGGCGAAGCUUUUCAUAGGCUUGGCGCGCUUAUGUGGGCGGCUUGGGAUUUUUUAUGAUCAAAGGGCCGAACUGGCUCAAAAAGGAGGCGGGGGCCUGCUGAGUGGGAUGGGAUCUAUGCCGGCGAUGUCGGUGAGUGCUGGCGUGCGAGCACAGUUGACGAGCCUCGAGGGCAUGCGGCCUCUAGUAGGGACAUCGAGACGCCGAUCAUGACGCACCUACAUCAGGGCGGUGGCGUCUUCAUUAUUUGACGGCUUCGAGAUUAACACCAUAGAAGGGCCGAGAGCUUCAGCCGGGUGACCUCGGCAGCGUUGUCAGAAUGCAGCACGGUAGGCGGCGACGUGUCUGCCUCCUCGGCUUCGAGCUCGUCCUGCUCUACGUACUAGCGGAGCCGCCGGCCAGGGAGCAAGCAAGCAUGUCCACUCCAGCUAUGCGCGCUGGCUGGGGCAGUUUCUGACACUCGAGCGAGAGAAGCCGAGCGGCAACCAGGCGCAGGCCUUGGAAAAGGCAGGCGGCGCAGCGCUCUUGGGCUCGUCGGUCGCAAGCGCUGGCGUGACGAGGACCCAAUCGACGCAGCAGCCAAGUCGUUGCGAGGGGCGUGGCCUUCAGACUGCGGACUGCAUAGAGGAAGAGGACCCAGCCAGCCGCUUCGUGAGGUCGCUCAGCCGCGCCCAGGCGCAGCCAAGGGAUGGGCACAUCAUCAGGACAAUGCCACGGCGAUCAAAGUCCUCAAAAUGUCCUCAGAGGCCCCUCUCUACCUGGCCGAAAUGGGUCGCCUCCCAUCGCAGAACAUCAAGCGAGAAGAAUGCAACGAAUCCUGGGCGUUCCAUGAUCGGCAUCAAGCUCCCUAACGAGCUGGGACACGAACGCGCAGGCGAAGGCAUCCUGGAAGGCCCGCCCCCUCGUCACGAAUCUGAAAGGAGCAGCCACACAGCAGGCGUGCGACCAAAUGGCACCGCCUCGGGUGCGAUCUGCUUCUGCUCAAACUGCAGCGGCAGGCUUUUGCCACUCCUCACACCAAGGGGCAGGACUCCAGCGAGCCAGAGGACUCCGCUAGGAGUUCAGACAACUACGGCGUGGGCUCCACAAAAAAGAACGGGGUGACGACGAUGCAGGAGCAGAGUUCGGAAUCUCGCGGCUAACACAAGCACCGCCAUCGCAGUGCUUGGCCCUCGGUACACUCUGAAAGAACUGGCGAACGCAUCUGGGGCAGGGCCUGGGGCACGCAAAGGACUACGCACGGGCGCGCAGGACUGUCGUAGAGUCCAGCAGCCUUGAGCCUGCGGCCCAUCGACGCGAGCGGCGUGGCCUUCCCUACGUACGGGGCAGGCGCUUACGUGCCACUGCCGCCAGCUUUGGCCUGGCUUAUGCAUUGACCCGCCUGCGCCAACGAUAGGAAACCUGCGCCGCGCUGUGAGCUGCAAGGGAAGAGAGUGGACAACGCAAGCGACGCCGCCGCCCAUUGGUGUUGUUGUUUUUAUUGUUGGUGGAGCUGUCUGGCGUACUGGCUAAUGAGGGGGGGGAGCUUGCGGAGGAGGCUGGAGUGCUAAGAGAGGCUGCGCGCGGCUGGCAGGGAUGGACAUGGCGGGGGGCAGGGUGGUAGACGUGGCGCAAUCCAAUGAAAAGCGAGGCGCGCCAUCGAUCUCACGCAGGCAGGCUGCGCGGAGCUAGCGCCGGCCCGCUGUCGCUCCCUGCGGGUCGUGGCGCUGGCUUGACUUGUUUGAAGGAGGGCCGCCUUGGGGGCGGGCAGUUUCUCCGCUACGUUGAUGGGCCUCGCCGUGACUCCCGGGGGCCGGCUUGACUUCCGCGCCUAGAGAAAGAGUCCGGGCGGGAGUUUUUUUUUUGCGCGGCUGGCUUUUCUUUUGGCUGUUCAUAUAUCGCAGCGGCCAUCUCCGAUCGACAGGAGUGUGGCGCUUUUUCGCGUUGUUUCUUGAAAACCGGUCCUGGCGCUGCUUGCUACAUCAAGAGGGCACAGCGCAUGCAGUUUUUUUUUUAUUUAUUCUUCGGCGCGCUGUUCUUUGUCGUUGUCUGUGAGUGCUUGCUUGUGUGUGUUUUCUCUUGUUUGUGUUCUAGACCAACAAAGAACUGCAGCCGACUAUUUGCGCGGCUUCGUUAUUGUUUGUAGAGUUAGCUGAGUUUUUCUUGUCAGAGCAUCACGCCAACUACUUAUUUUACCAAAACUUUUACUACCACGCGCUCUCGUACUUUGUGCCGCUGUCUUGUUGUGGUUCAUUCUGGUUUCCCCAACUUGACGAGGCCAAGUGAAUACACAAGAUGAAGAUGAGCAAGUAUGUGCUUGCCUCGUCCAACAGAGACAGACUAAGACUUAGCAAUAACAUAUAAAAUAUAUUAACUUAAUUAUUGAUGGUUGAAUAAGGUAGAUAGAGGAAGAAGUAAGGACGUUCACAGUAGGACUUCUUGGUAGAAAACAGGUCGAGGAUCGAGAGCUCAAAUCGCCCCGGGUUGUGUUUGAAGAUCAUAGACAGAGUUGAAAGUUCAAAAAUCCGAAUUCACUGCGUCAAGUCGUUUAUCAACAGAAUUGAAGAGAAUGAAAUUGUUCAUAACGAAUGACGAAUAAGAGGCGUGAAACUGUGGAUCAGUAGGGACAUGAUACACAGAAGAAACCGGUUUGAAUGAUGGCAAUCCAAAGACUUUCUCUCAUCUCCAUCUCAAACCCAAACCUUAGUUUUUGACUUUGCAGCUACUAUUGACUUCCACCCCGGUGGUUUCGACUUCACAAGACCAAGAGGUCUUGAACUGACUUUCAUCUCCGCUACCUGUGUUCGAUACACUUUCAAUGGUAGCGGAGAGUGGUUGGUAUCAAUUAUCAGCUGACUUGUAUUUAGCUGGUUGAAUAAAAGAUCCACCUAAUUCCUAGAGAGCCCUUACUCUGACAUUUUUCGUUAUCAUUGAAUUGACUUACUUAUUUCAAAAACAUGACUGGACAUGCCGGCAGCCUUACCCAAGAUUAAAGGAACGGGCUUUGUGGACCACCGGCACCAACUCGAUUUGACGACAACCAGAGUAGUCUCGAUAAGACUGCCUACAAGCAUUUGGGACAAAGUUGACAUAUCUUUGAUCCAUUCUUCCUCAAGAAAAAGGAAGGACUUCAUCUUAGCCUCUUCUUUGAACGAACCAACAGUAGUUGCAAUCUCUUUUUACUCACAGUCCUCCCUAAUAAAGCAUCAAGUACAUCUGGAACUUCUAGAACUGCUGGACACUACGCUGACCUGGGGAGAACUGCAAGAAAUAGUAGCUCGCUUUCAUAACGGCUCAAAUCAGUACAGAAGACAGACAGCAGCCGCAAGCGUCCUAGACUUCUUCUUAUAUCACGACCUUCCUGAUUGUGCGAAAGCUGCUUCUGCCCUCUGCCCAAGCUGUGGAAAAGUAUUGGGGCAGAAUCUGUCGAAGUCGCAGAGAUAAAGCAGAGAAUCUUCCUGGUUCUGAAACACAACAGUUUUCCGUGAGGUGUGGAUAUGUCCAUGUUCAGUAGUCUGAAGACAGCUAGAGAAGCAGUAGAAGAGAAUCACCCCAGAGAACUCGCUAGAAUUGCCUCUUCAACUAUAAACCCUGCAGACCAGUUAACGAGCACCACCAGAGCAGUUUUGAACACACCUGAAAAAUUCUCGUGGUCACUAAGGCUGUUUGACUUGAAACUUGUUCAUCCUCUUCUAAAACAUCAUUCUGGUGACACUAACGAGGAGGAGGAAGAAGCUUCUGACAUCAAAAUUCACCGAGAUUCGAAACUCCUCAAUAUCUGCUGUCCGGUCGACCCCAAAGUUGUGGAUAGAAGAUUCAGGACAGAAGGGGACCUCAUAGAAUCAGAUAGACAUUUGUGUACGGUUAUCAGAGGAAGGGUUUCCCGUUUUAGUGACUGGGUAAACUAUUUUCUCCCCUCUGACGGCGGUGCGGUGGAGUUUUCUCAAGCAUUGCUGCUGGUGGACAGAACAUCUCACCCGGAGCGAUAUAGCGGAACCGAGGACAGAACGACGACAGGGGCGAGCUCCUUCUAAUAUCCUGUUCUACGACGAUACUCCGAACAUGCCGGAGCGUCACAAUCUUACUCCUCGUCCUGAUAAAGGCGAGUGUCCUACAGAUGCAGAGGUUGUCGACAAGGGACAAACUGAUGAUAUGGCGGUAGGUCUCGUGACUCUCAAUGCCGACGAAGGCUUGGAGGGGUCUACCGAUGGCAACUCUCUCUGCGGGGAGGUGACAGAAGGGGUGAAACCCGAGUCACCGCACUCUGUGGGGAGGGAAGCUGUAGUGGAUUGCGAGACCAACAACCUGAAGUUGGUUCCCUAUGUUGGCAAAAUGCCCUCUGGGACGGCAAGUGCUCUGGAAGUGGAAGAGCAUGCGGAUGGGGAUAGCUCUUUCAUCAUGAAAAUGGCGGAUAACAUCAUCCAGAAUGCUGUUUGUCUGACCGAUGAAGAGUACGUGGAGACGGAAUGGAGCUACACUAAAAAGGCCACUUCUAGCGUCACCCUAUUUGUCCAACCACAAGUGGAAACAACGCAAAGUACCGGCGUCCAGACCUCUCCUGCCAGGUCAUCCUUACCGGUCCAGAACCCAGAACAGGUUACAACUUCCUCUGCUUACGAACAACGGCAGCAGGAAAGCAAGCGUCGAAAGGAGUAUGAGGAGCGUGCAAGAGACCGCUCCGAGAAAGUGCUGUUCUCUCUCUGCGUUUUUGGUGAACUGGAUUCGGUGCAGGAGAUACGAAUCUUCAUUGAGUGCCACCAUCCAUUGAUGACAGCAGUUCGUCGAUACCAUAAUCUGGCAGUGAAACAUGUGCAGGAUUUAACUCGUCUUUCCCAGAGUGAUUUGUUUGCGCAAGCUGAAAAUGAUAAAUCGCUCAUCUACGAGGAGAUUCGCGAUCUGAAAGGCGCUCUGGAACAGAUGCAAAUCUCCGCUAGCAUGAUGCAAGAUAUAGUCCACGACUUGCGACACCGACUACAAAAAGAGGGAAGGAACAUCAACUACAACCUUACGCGCCAUGAACUCUGCAGAAUUCGAAUGAAUUUGCGUCUACCACAAACUUCUUCUCAAGAACUGUUCAAUGCGGCCUACACCGAGACAGAUAACUUCCGUUCAUCGACCAUGGCUUUCUGCGAGCUCAUUGGUUUUGGCGAGACAAAGCUUGCACUGCCAACAGGUAGUAUUACCGACGUCGUCAACUCUGAGGUGGUCCGAAAGCAGUACGGCUCUGUCCUGGAGUGGGUUGAGCAAUGCCAGGCAAGAAAGGUCUUUGGGAAACGGCUGCAGGCCGUCUCCAAGAACCUCCAUGCAAACUAUGAAGUCAUCUUUACCACAAAGGGGCUUCGUACGGUUAGGGCUUCAAGCCCCGAGAACAUGUAAGAAGAAGGAGAAAUGUUAGUCUCUCUGGCAGCAGAGUGUCAUAGGAGGAGACUGGAGAGGAGGAAAAACAAAUAAUAGUAAUUUGCUAGCAACUCUGAAGUACAAUCGAACUAAAAGAAACGUCCCUAUAUCACUAUCAACGAGAACUGCUCUCCCAAGUUCCUAGGCAUACCCUUUUGCAUCAAACAAAGACUACCUUACUAAUAGGAAUGCUAUUUAUAUGUCAAGAUCGUAUAAGUAUAUAGAUAUUUUCAGUAAUCUUUUCUGUUUGCUGUACCCUAACUUUUCAACCCCAAUAGAAACAAGACACUUUCUCACACAGCAAGCACAGUCUGUGACUUAGGAAAGUGCGAUCCACUACAAACAUUUAAACUAAAUAAUACCCAACAAAAGGAGAGACUUCCACCUAUGGCACGGUUUCAUAAAAAGUGUUCCGGAGGCGCGGGAUGCUCUUUUCCCCUCCAACUGAUACAGGGUUUCAAGAAAGUGUUGAAUAGAUGCAACAGUGUGACAGAGCAUCUUCAUCUACGACAGAAUCACAAAAUUCACAAAUUCCUAGAUCUAACAAAAUUUCAAUGCAAAGACUUCUAUGCCAUGCUGCUGCAAACACCUCUUGAAGAAGCAGAAGAACAAAUGUAUUGCGCAAUUCCUCCCGCUUAACAACUAAUAGGACAAAAUCUUACAGAUCCUCCUAGUACUAGUUUAACAGUAAACGACUUCACAUCCAGGAAAUAACAGGCACGAAAUAACUAAAUACAACUACUACUACAACAGCCAGUAGAAAAAUUCUGCAAUAAUUAUAACUUUUAAUAGUCAUCACCUCACCAACGAAGUACAGGACUAUAUUAGCUAAUACCGGUUAAAUACAACAGUAGUCGUGUCUUCUUUUUCAGUAGUUUGCACCUUACAACAAGCAACUGUCUUCCAAACACUCUUACCUCAAAAUGGGUGACUAUGAACUUAGCGUAUCACGCAGCUUAGCUACAAAACUAGGCUCCAAAAAGGCAAACAAGAUCAUACAAGCAGUCGAACUUAUAAACGAUCAAAUUUUUGAGAAUAAUGUGUUUGUGAAAAGGGUAGUACAAUUUCCGACCCUCGAUGGCUGGCAGACAACAGCUAGAUUUAUUCCAGUAAGAGGAGAGCGACUGCAACGACAAGUGGUAGGGACUACUGACCACUUCACCAAGAACGCGCUCUUCGGAAAAUCCAAAAACGCUAACGCGAAAAAGAAGCAAGUCCUUCGACUAGAAAAGCAGAAUCUCGAAGCUGAAGCUGGCCUGCUGAUCCUGAAUCAACAAAAGGAAGAAGGGCAAGAGGUGCUUAGAAAGCAAUAUCACGCUCUUUCCAGUUGCAAGAUCGAGCAGAAGAACCUGAUUGCAGCAAAGGAAUCGCUUGAAAAGCUGAAGGAAGCCAAGGCUAAACAACUUGCUCUUAUCAAAAUUUGGAACCAGAAAAAGGAAGCAAACAAGCUAUCUGCUUUCAAUCAAGACGCCCGGCCAAUUGCAUCUGAAGAAGCAACCAAAGUUCCUGCAGCUCCAAGUAAACUAGUCAUCAAAAAGAGAGUAGCUGGCCUCGUAACCACCCAUCAAACGAUAGCCAAAGUUGCUUCUUUCUCCAACACUCCUCUAACGACAUCGCUAUCGGCAUCUUCUUCUAAGGUGACUCCUCCCGUCGUACCAGCAUCACGACACGCUCACGAGAAAUCGUAUACUCAACAUAGUGGUCCCUCUCAACUAGACGUACAAGAAUCGCGAAAACGAGAAGGGAUUACGUCGGCCGAGACAAGACCUCCAAAAAGAAAGUUCCCUUAUAUACGAGUACUCUCUGACGACGAACUCUCCACCUCAUCCGACGUCAAACGAGAUAAAAAGGAAGGAGAAAACAAAAUCGUUCUGAAGAGAAAACCUACACGAUUCUUCAAUCCUGCAAACAUACUCUGAUUUACAAGAAGACUGUUGCAAGGUUGUUGUGUGGUGUUUUGAUGUUACAAAAUUGGGGAAAGCAACUGCUAGGUUGAAACUCUCCUAGAGUUCUCACUCAGCGGUGCUUCUUCUCUGAUACAGUCAUGUCAAAUCAACUGCCGCUUCCUUCACCUUCUUCCCCUGCGGCUCCACUUGCUUCACGUCAAGGUACUAAUGCUAUUCCGAUAGAAGAUCAACACUCUGCACUUGUAGAAACACUUCCUGUGUCUUCUGGAAAACGUCGUAAAAGCUUCGGUGGUAAGUCCAUAAUAGUGGACCCAGAGGCCCCUCAGCCACAACCUCGAAGAAGAACCUCUGCUCCCCCUUCAGUUUCUCAUAAGGAAUUUGCAGAGGUACAAGGCGCAAUACAUAAAACACUAAUAGGACUAAAAGCUACCAAUGCUGCAGGUGUGAAUCUAGAAGGUCAAGUUCUCGAUUUAGCUGCAAAGCAAUCUGUGAAUGCGCUAAAGAUUGAGGAAGCUAAAGCCGCGGAUCUGCAUAUAAAACAACAAACUACAGCAGUGACAGAAGAGCUUCUCAAGACCCAGCAGACCACCGAUUCAGCCAUUAAAGAGUUAGUGGCAAGGGCACAGUCUGACAGUGCAGAAAUCCAGAAGACCCAAGCAAUCACAAGUGCAGCAAUUCAAGAAUUGACCGCUAAGGCUACUACGGACGCGAGUCAUCUUGCCUCAGUAACCGCACAAAUUGAGCAAAUCCAAUUUCAACAAGUACAACGCGAAAGUCUUAUCUCAGAACAACUUGCCUCUUUCCAAGCAAAGCUUGAAGAAGUCUUCGCUGGUUCCAGAACUGCUCAAAACGACAAAAUGCCACCUGGACAGAAUUCCGGUGGCCCUGCAUUCUCUCCCGACCCAUCGUCUUCUUCACACAUCUCUUCGCUAAAUUCCAAUACCGGCGAAGAGAACAACAGAGGCACCAGUCGCUAUCAAAAGGAGGUUAAUACAGAUAAGAACUGGCGCAAUAACCAUGGCAAAGAGAUACGCGGUAGAUCUACCCACGAGAAAUACGUUACAGGGUCUCCGAAGAAAGAUCCUGUCUCUGAAAAAGCCGAAUUGCAACGUCGACUUCAGCAACUUGAGGAAGCAGAACAGCGCUCUUCUUCUUCCUCUUCUUUUCUUCCGGGGGGAAAGGGUGGCCAGCGGUAUAACCACUACCACACAGUCGACGGACUACAGCACGAAGAUGCACAGGGCAAUUCGGGACAAAAAGGCUCUGGUGGAUUCAACUUUGGUGGUAGACCUUCACCAAGGUCUCAAUCCUACCAACACCAGCAACGGACAUUCUACGAUAAUAACCGUAGAUAUUCGGGAAGAAGGAGCUACAGCACCCACCAUACUGGUGGAAGGGGAUACGACUACCGGCAAAGUAAUCAGAAGGGACAGAACUAUUCCAAUCACUAUGACGAUGGAGACUGGUAUGGAGAGGAACAGUGGGGAAAUGAAGAACAGAACGAUGACGAGGAGGAGGAUGACGACCACUACCAAAAAGGGUUUGGGAAGUCACGCUAUCCAAACUGGGGACCCGAUGCUAAAGAGAAAGAAAGGCAAGAGCAGAGAAAGAGGCGCCGAGAGUGGGUGACCACGUCAACCACACCACAGGACUUCGAGUUUGCUGCUGAGAAUCUGAUGAUAGACAUCUCGCCGGUGGUGGGAAUUUAUUUCGAAAGUGACCAAAUCUGGAAGGAAGUGUACUACGUCCCGGAGCUUGACCUUGGUGAGCAAAACAUGAAACCGAUAGAAUACGUUGGGCUCCUUCCUGCGGAUGCGGAGAUGAUGGACGAACUGAUCAACGAGAUACAAUCAUUUGUGGCUUCCGAUGUUAAGAAUCCACAUCUACUGGUUGGCACACAUACCGAGAGAAAGCAAGUGAAAGCUUUCUUAAAAGCUCUGAAGAGUGCUGGAAAGAAGGAAGAAGCUACUCUUAGAGCUCUGGAAGCACGCGCGAUCACCAUAGCAGAUGGACAGAGCUACACGUGGUCGAACGUUAUCGGGAGCCUAGCAGUUCUGUGGCCAGGAAAGUCAAUGUCCUAUCUGAAGUACAUUGAUGACUGGGAGGACUAUAAGGCCAGCGAAGGAUCGUGUCUCAACACAGAACUGGACAAGUUGCAGAAAGCUGCUAACUUGGCCAAUAGAGGCCACGAACUGAAACCAGACGAGACCGACGAGAAGGCAUGCUCGUUCUCCUGGAGAGUGAUCCAAAGAAGGAUUGGGAUUCCAGAGGUAAUUCGCCGUAGAGCUCUGGAGUUGAACCCAACUCCAAUCAGAGGUCGCAGAAACGCAGUGCCGGUGUUCCGUUUCCUGCAGCAGGCGGUUGCGGACAUCGUCAACGAGAAAACAGUGAUGCUUCCAGCUCGCAAAGGACUAGAACGACCCAAAGCGCCCACUUCGAUUUACACGCUCGGAAUCGAAGAUGAUGCGGCUCUGCUCACGGCCCUAACUCAAGGACUGAGCGAUGUCGCAGUGAAUAGGAUUCAAAGCAACUGGUACAACUACAAUCCCUCAAACAACCUUCCAAAGAGAGCACUCAGCGCAGGUCAGAGCAAGGGUGGCAAAGGACAAUCAGACACUGGUGGGGGAGGAAGUAAUCUCUCUAAAAUUGUCAGGAAGUACGAAGAGGUGGUGGAAUCACGACUGCAAUGUUUUGGAUGUGGAUCCCGGGGCUUCCACCCUAAAACAUCCUGCCCGUAUGGCCCAGGUGACGUCUGCGAGAUAUGCAAGAGUCCCGAUCACAACAUGAGCAGUUGCAAAAGAGAUAACAUAGGACUUUUCAUGUCUCUGGCGAAGAUAGCAGCACGAGACCAAAAUUCCAACCGGCGAUAUCAUCUACACGUCACGGUGCGAGAUGAGAAAGUUAAGGUAUUCUCGCUGGGUGGUGACAAAAGAAUCUCGGAAUUUGCAAAAGUCAUCGGGAACAAACUACCACAAAAGUCAUCCCACUUCAACAGUCAAAACAACAGCAAGAAAGUUCUUCCCUAUCAGAACAAGCCGAACAUCAAGCUGGACUCAUACCAAAUGGAGGUCGAAAGGGAGUGGGAAGGAUUUGGUGAUCUGGGAGUUGAAAUCAAUGAAAAUGAAGUUGAAGAAGAGCACUUCUGUGACGAUGAAGAGGUGGACACGAGUCCCCUGGAGGAUGACUAUGCAUCAGGUAAUGGGCAGGUGGACACGCUGCGAGUGAGUAUUGAACCACGAACGUUGUGGACAGACAACCUCGGUGCUCCAGUUGAUGUUUUCUCCUCCAAACAACUAGACUCCUCACCGCAGAAGACUGAAGCACGCCUCAGGGAGACUGCCCUACACCAAAAGAGCUCUUUCAUGCUAACGAAUGAGGAACUUCAAGAAGAAGCCCAUUUCAAUGACACCGGUAUCGCUAUUGCGGAGCUUGAAGGCAUGGACCUCAGAAGCACACAAGGUGCUCUCGCCCUGGACCAGGUACUUGAAGCAUGCUUCUACGAAGAGGUAACAAUUGAUGGGAGCCUGGGGGAUUUGCUAAAGGUGCUGCAGAAGGCAACGGCGAAAUUCGAAGAAAGUAAUCGGCACGUGGCGGGGAUCAUCGCUCUCCAGAAUAGCACCUGUGUUUGGGCAGAGAGAUAUGAUCCACUACUAGGACUCACGGACUCGUUGGACUGCCUCGAAGAUCUGAUGGAGGAGUCCAAAAAGAAAAAGACGGUGGUAGUAGUGUUCGCUGUGUCCGGGUCCAACGACAAAGCUCCAGGCUUCGCAAAGACAGAAGGAGUCUUGGCAGACAUCCAACUACAUGUAGAACUCCCAACAGACACUGCAGUGGGGGUCAAUCCCGCCAUAGUGUGUGAACAGGACAUCUUCUCAAUGCAAGAAAAUGUGGCAAGCCGACGUGGGCUAGCUGAUAGUGGAUUCAACAGAUACGUCUACGAAUCCCAUUUCGUGGUAGAGGCUAUCCAUGCUCGCCUCCUCAGCUUUGGCAUUGACUGUGGGGCCAUUGAAAAUAUCAGAGGCUCUGCGUCAAAUGCUGGAGUCCUACCAGCGGACUUGAGACAGAGAGCACGGGUGCCCAUCAUCCUGGGCCCGCGACCAGCGGUGGUAGAAGUCCUAUGUCCUGCCCACAACACCGAUUUGCUGAUUGGCAAGAUGUUCAACUCGACACUUAAUGUGGCGACUCGAGAGUCUCCAGAUGGACACUGGCUAGGAUGCGACCAUCCUGAUUUCCGAUGGUACUACAGCUAUCCGGUUGGAGAUCGUCGUGACAAGUACAUUGUGGCCCCGUACUCGUACUUAAACGAUGAAUCGGGGCUAAAAGAGUGGAGCAAUAUGAUCAAGUCGGGAAUGGGACUCGAAGAAAGCUUCCUGCAUGUUUUUGGAUCCAAAAGGAAAGAGUGCGACCCAGAACAACACCCUGACGAGUUAGUAAGAACUGUUCUGCUGCAAUCCGUCGAGAGGGACCUAGUCAUACCAGUAGAACCAGACUCAAAUGGAAUAUCAGCAGGGACAGUCAACGCAGUCGCUAGACCAACACUUCCAUUAGACGUUCUCCACCCUGGCCGUGUUGUAGGAGGAGAACUACAGUCCCGAGAGGAAACUCCUCUUCUUCGAGAAAGCGAGGCACCACUUCCUCCGAAUCAUAACAAAGCCGAUCAGCUAUGGUUAAUCAGACGCUUUGAGUACGAUUGUACUACUCUUCCAUCUCCUCCAAUCUCUACGGCAGCUAGGUGCGGAAGGAGAAUAGUCCGACGGAUGGAAAAAGUGACAGAGGAAAUAGCAGAUGACAAGCGUUUUUGGAGUUUGAGUCCGGCUUUGCGGAGUGCUGCCUUGUUAGAACCCACCAACAUCAUCGUCGAUUUCUACUUUUGGAGCUCGAGAGAGGAGAACGCAGGAGGAACUUCUAUCCACGAAGCUCACUUUCGGGGCUACUGUGGGGUGCCCGUUCACUCCCAUUUUCACCAUCGAGGACAACAGAAGAAGGGAAUACGACAAGUACUAACCCAGAUGAGGAUACCAGUGCACCUACGAAACUACUGCCUGUUCAGUGCCGCUACAGAUGAAGACGUACACAAAUUUGUCGAAGACGAAGCAGAAGUUAUAGAUGUAAACAAUUGUGCCGAUCUGAAAACCAUCAUACAGCAGUACGCUAGAAAAGAAACGCCAGGUACCCUUGGGCCAUCCGGUCUAUCGGAAGAAAUGGUAGCUGCAGUUUCAGACUCGCAGACUGUAUGGAAGGUUGGGCAACUGCUGCAACAAGAUAAGAAGGUCCUCGUCACUGACAGUGACGGACUCACGGUUGCAGUGGCGGUAUGUGAAGCUGUAGCAAAUAAAUACAGGUUGGCAAAGAAACAACGACCAGCGCAUUUAUCCUUCUCUGGACACCUUCUGCGAGAAGACCUCACUGUUGACAUACAAGGAAAGCUGGUCAAACUAGACAUCGCCACUAGUGAACAAGCGGCUAUCGACUCCCUCAAUCAGAAUUUCGUUGGGUCACCCUCCACUCUGCUUUCCGAACGCGAAAAACGCAUCUGGUUAUAUCUCCGAGGAUGGUGGCUACAAGAAGGUAGACCACCAGAAAGAAGAAUACGAGAAGAAGCAGCCAAAGAAUUCCACAACUGUGACGAGGACGAGCUCUCCCGAGCCAUCGAGACACUGGUACGCGAGGCGGCUUUCAGGUUUCGAUACAAGCGUGGGCAGCGUCGACGGGCAACAGGAAGUUUCUGCGGUUUGGACUUGCAUGCAGCCACCAUCGCAGACACCUGGUUCCUCACCAAACACGGAGGAGUUCCCUUGGCUAUUAUGGCAGUCUCAAAAGUCUUUGGUCCCGAACAAGCAGGACUGGUGCUUGGACCCAAAUACAAACCUAAAGAGCGGCAAGGAGUAAAACAGACAGCGCCAGUGCUGGAAAAGAAGCGGGGGCGAAAGCCUUUUACUGCUGAAACAGCCAAAGAUCCCCUACUGGUAGAGACAGAACAACAACAGGAAGGCCUUCUUCUCUCUCUCAAGAAGACCGAAAAGCUACUGCAAAGCGAAAAUGAUUCGCCAUCAUCAGACAUCGAGCUUACUUCAGAUGAGGAACAAGAUGACCACGAUAGACCAUCCACCAGUGGUGCUCGGGGCACCAUAGGAGUUACUGAUGACGUCCCUGCAGACUGCAGAACCGCUCACCCUACCGGCCUGGAUACUGUCAGAACUCUAAUACAUGCCCGCAGAUGUGGAAUCAUGAUGCUGUUCAACAUCUCAGAUCCUGGAAAGGAAAACACAAAUAUUGUGGCAGUAGUCGGGGCACGGCGACUCGGAGUAGAUCUUUUUGCCACAUCUGCAGGAAACGAGACUGGAAUAGCAAAACAAGAGUACAAACACUGCAUUGCAAGAAGUUUCUAUGAAGAAAUCGAUGAGGACAUCAUCUUUGGAAGGUUACCAGAACAAGAAAAGAUCAACCUGAUAUACGAUUUUAUGUCAUCCUCGCCAAUGAUUGGCUCACAGUACAUGAGAGCAGACAACGUUCCAGUACAACGAGGAUACAUGCGUGCCUGUGUCUCUCCUCUUGACCCAGGCAUCUGCUUCGACACAACAGCGCUAGCGCAGUCGGCUGCAGUUCUUCCAGGACAUGUCUACAAGUUCCAAGCAAAAUGCCUGAACAGGUGCUCGACCCAAUACUUUGGAUACCUUCUAGAUAGACUGCGCUCUUCAACACUCAUCAGAGCGCAACUAACUGACCCAGAAUACGAGGUAGGUGAUAGGGUGGAGAUAAUUGGCAAGCAAAACAAAUGGGAACCAGCCAUCAUUAGAGGUCUCAAGGUUGGCCUCUUUGGAAACAGAGUGCUUGUCUCAACGACAACGGGUGGUGCGGUCAAAACAAAGCAGAAAAACCUAAUAAGAAGGACUAGGGACGAUUGCUCUCUCAUCGAUCUUCCAGAACUAACGCAAAUUACGGUCCACAAUGUCGACGCCCUUGCAAAGAAGCAAAGACUACGACUCAAAGGCGAAAAGGAUCUGCCGCCGAAAAGAGUUACCAUUGCACCAAUUUCAUCUGGCUCUGGUAAGGCAAUCUGUGGCAAGUGCUGCAAGUUUCGACUGCUGGGAGAACAAGCAGCAAAGCAAAACCUGCAUCUGCACUUUGGACGACGAGCAGCAGCAGCCUUCCGCUGCAACAUGCUAGGAGUAGAGUGCGAAGAGAUCUGUGAUAUGCAGGCACGGGGAUAUGGACUCCUUGUUGCUCCUCGUGCAUGGCAAACUGACAAAGUACCAACUCGUUUGCUGGACAAAAUAGUUCCUGAUUUCCAAGGUGUUCACCUCAUCCGUGAUGGAGUUCCGCUCACGACGAAAGGACCACUGCAAGAUCUCCUACACACGUACCUCACAGGUGAUACCAUCAGGAAAUUAAAAACUCAGUACAACUUCUGCUCUAUCAAAAUCGUUGCGUUCCAUAAUAAAACGUCCAAGCAGCACAAAGAAUGCCUAGCAGCAAAAGCUGAUGCCAGAGUGCUCAUUCUACUCGAUGAGCGUGACAAAGACAACGGUAAAAUUCUCGAAGCCGUACAAAUCGACCGACUUCAAGAACAAAUUGUCAGAACCUUUUCCAAGACUACUACGUUUGCCGAGAUUCUUCUUUUUAAAAAUACGAACAAGAGCCACUCCUUGAAAAACAACGGGUGGGACAAUUUUGCCGACUUCCUGAAAUCCUGGCAAACCUCUAUCUUUCCGGAUCUGUUUGCUCCUCAAGAUGACACCGAGCUGCUACACCUCACGGCAGGCGAGCCCCUAAGCUCCUCUUGUACAGUACGCAUGGCGGAUAUCUACGACUGCAACCAAGACGCACAAGAAAUUCCAGAAGUUGUUGCUAACUCCAUCCGAACCGACCAGAACGAGAAUGCUGCAGUAGACCAUCUAAAAAUUGACGAUCUUCCACUGGCAUACAAAAUAGUAAGCGAACGUGCUGCGAUCUCUGUCCAUGAACCACAAUUCAAGGAAUUGAACAACGCGCUUGCUCAUGCACAAUUUUCCAAUCUUCUCAAGGAAGUAAUCAUCCAGAAAACCUUCCGAACGGUGCGUCACUCUCCAGUCAUGCAGGACGGUUGUAACAAGUAUCUCCUCUUCCGGGGGAAAGGGAGCAUGACUGGUAGCGUUGAAGAAGAGAAAGUGGUAGAAGGAUAUGGGAAACCGCUACUGGAGGCAGAAGGUGUGAUGAUCUACGAAGUAAGGGAACUGCAGGCGAAACUUGAGACGGAUCAUGUCUUGGUCUUACGUUUCAGACCGGUGGUCGACCUAUCACUAGAGUCACAACAUGACGGCACUUUCCUACUGUCGAGGCUGCCCCCAGACGUGAGAAAGAGGUUUGAGAGCUGCGAGAAGGUCACCGAUGUGGACGAAUCUUUCCUAAUACGAUGUGGACUGGAAAAGGCAAUGGAAGCGGCGCUGAGGAAAGAGCUAGAUGGACUGUUCAAGACUGUUCAACGAACUGGGAAAACAGUGGCAAAAAUCUAUGAAGAAGGAGACGAAUUUGACCAGAAAUUGAAUCAACUCAGAACAAGAGGCAUCUGGGACAUCAAAAGGAGUUCCAAGAAUCUGGGCAAGGUUGCUUUCAGGUUGGUCUGUGAUGGAUCUUCCAUCAAAUUAGCACAAGGAGCUGACACAUCGGCUGCAGUUGUCUCACAGGGUGACAUCCGGGUGGCUGCCAGUUCGGCAGGAAUCUUCUGCAAGCCAGUUGCAAUUAUGGUUGAUGCCCCUAGGGCGUUUAACCAGUCCGACGAACAUGCACCCUCAGCUCGCAGAAGGUUUAGAUUCCCCAUGAAUUUGCGAGCAGAAUUCACCUUCACAGUAGCAGCGGAAUUUCAGUUCUACCCGACCUCCACUGGUCUAUUCUCACUAUUCCACUACGGCGACGCAUGUGGCUCACUAGGCUUCUACAGGACAGUGGAAGCAGCCCUUAAGGCCAGAGGAUACACUUCGUCUAGCCUUGCGCCGGCAAUUUUCUUCCUGCAAGGAGGUACCCAGAAAGCCAGCUCUCACCUAGCAGAAUGUCACAAGGAUGGAAACUUGGAACUGCAGAAGGCCUGCAACAGUUGGUAUCGGGAAAACUUGCCAGAGGACCGGAAAAACGAAUCGGUGGACUUUAAGGUCCAACAGGUUGUACCAGUCAAGAAUAAGCCAUACGCGAUAGUACCCACUACAGUAGAUGACUUUAUCAUUCUGGCUGAACUAGAACACGCUGGAGCAGUGGUUGGAUCGUUACUGAAACGCUUUGGAAUAGAGUCUUACAACAUUGGAGAGGGAAUCUAUGCAGGAAAGAAGAUCAAGCACAUACUACAAAAGAGCUGUUUUGAGUUCUCGGUAGCCCACAAAUUUGCGGAAGGGCUUCGUAAUCUCAAGGUGGCAGGACUCAACUCAGACGACAAGCUCACACCGGAACAAAUCACUAACAUCCUUGGUGUCCGGGGUGAGUUAGGCUUCACAGUCAAUGCGUGCAAACCAGACCUACUGUUCGCAUUCAGGGAGAUCAGUCAAGGAUCCCUGGUAACGGCAACCCAAGAGCAUGUUAAGUUCGUGAAGGCUGCGGUAGAUAGAGCUAGAACUCAAAAGGAUGUUGUGCUCUGCGUCUUCUACGACACUAAGGGAUGGGCAGUGGUGGUGAUCACUGAUGCAUCCUUCCAAGGAGCUGUAGGCCCGAGGACGGUCACGGAUCCGGCUAUCCUGCAAGAGAUGAAGGAUGUCAUUCAGAUGGAAAACAUGAAUGAAGAGGAGAAGGAGAACAAGCUGGUGGAGCUAAGUAGGCAAAGACAGACCAAGCUCAUGCCAUUGAUUGCAUGCCUAGUACUUCUGGUGGAUGUUGACCAGCCACUUCCAGAGGGCUACAGGGCAACAAUCAUCGACUGGCAACUCCAACAAUCAGCAGCGGUGUGCUCUUCUAGCUUUAGUGCGGAAGCAGAAAGUGGAGCGCAGCACAUUCCAGUGGGAACGUUUCGCCGAGAAGUCUUUGCACAUCUAGGACAAUAUCGCAGAAUGGCAUGGGGAUCAGAUAAUGAUGGCUUAAUCAAAAGAAUCAAUAAGAGGUCUUCAAUUGAGCCUUCAAGGGAUUUUAAGAACAUAUGUCUGAUCAAGCAGGACAAGGAGAAGGAAGAUCUAGGUCUUGGCUUUAUUACAGACGUAGCCAACCCCUGUGACACGGCCACCAAGCGGAUUCCUUUUGACAGCGAUAAACACCAAGCCCUUAUAACGCUGAUGCAGGACGGAAUUUGGAGAACGAAGUUCAAGGGUGACAAGAAGAGCAAGAGUGCAGAGGGAGUCAAAUUCUACUGGCGAGAGUACGAAUGGGAGAAGGACAACUAGGUUUAACUGCAUGCCUUGUGAAAAGGAAGUGGAAUCCCUAGGGGUCGUCUUCUGUAGUCCUCCUGCCAGCGGGAGUGGGCCCAAGCGUAGCGUUAAGCGUGACUGAAGGGAGGAACAAAGACAAAAGAGAAGACCAGGCAUUUGGCAGGAAUAGUUUUUGAAGCAACCGUAGUAACGACCCCAAGUAGAACGAUACUAGUAAAACCUCACACAAAUAACACUGCUUCUUUGGAAGAACUUACAGAAAAUACUACUUUCAUGCAACUCCCAAUAGUAGGUUUUAACUUUCUUUGUUUCAUGUUGACACCACAAUCAUUUUCACAGCCUUUGAUUACUUACAGAACUAGUACAAUUUGACCUUUGAGGCUUAGACGGUACGGAAGCUUUUAGAGACAUAAAGGAAUGAUGUUACAUGUCAGAAGUAGUCACCUGUUUUUCUUGAUAGUUGAAGCAUUAUGAACUUACCUAUACUUCUAACUACUUCAAACGCCCCGGGGUAUUGAUGGUUGAAUAAGGUAGAUAGAGGAAGAAGUAAGGACGUUCACAGUAGGACUUCUUGGUAGAAAACAGGUCGAGGAUCGAGAGCUCAAAUCGCCCCGGGUUGUGUUUGAAGAUCAUAGACAGAGUUGAAAGUUCAAAAAUCCGAAUUCACUGCGUCAAGUCGUUUAUCAACAGAAUUGAAGAGAAUGAAAUUGUUCAUAACGAAUGACGAAUAAGAGGCGUGAAACUGUGGAUCAGUAGGGACAUGAUACACAGAAGAAACCGGUUUGAAUGAUGGCAAUCCAAAGACUUUCUCUCAUCUCCAUCUCAAACCCAAACCUUAGUUUUUGACUUUGCAGCUACUAUUGACUUCCACCCCGGUGGUUUCGACUUCACAAGACCAAGAGGUCUUGAACUGACUUUCAUCUCCGCUACCUGUGUUCGAUACACUUUCAUUAUCCUUUCAGGAACAAUCCUCGUCGCAGGAUCGGCUAUACAUCAAGUAUAUCAAGGGCGAAAUGCGUGUGCGGACGAAGAGUCAAAAGCACCGCGAAUGGCUUGAGUGGACCUUUUUAUUGACGUUUGAUGAAAAAACAAGUGGAGCAUCCACGGCUUCCAGUAGGACAGAUUGCCACUUACUAGGAGAUAAGUCCGAGGUGCAGGACCACACUUUGGGACGAAAACAAGUAGCUCAAGCUGAGGAUGACUCCCUCCUACAAAAAUUCACGAUGGAGCUAUGGCGAGAUAACUCUUCGCGCAGAGCUGCACGCGAUCCUCAUACUGGCGAAGUGUCGGUGAUGAAAGACGAAUUACUUGGCACCAGUGAUCCAGUGGAUAUUCGUGAGACGCUUCAUGGUCGAAUCGCGAGGAUGACUCUGCCCUUAACAUUACGCUGAAGCAUGUCUCCUGAGUAUGCCAUAUUUAUUAUUGGUAUUCAUUAUCUUUUAUGAUAUAGUAUUGUUUGUCACUAUCACUCCAUUAUGUAUGAUCCAUGGCAUUGUUAAGAUACAUAUCCUUACUUUAUCUAGAAAAUUGUUUUUGCUGUGCAUAAGGUUAAGGAGGUAUCAUCAUGAUCUACUUGAAAAAGAAGCCCCCGCCAUGGAUAUGACUCUCGAGGAAGAUGCGACCGUGGGAGCUCUAAUAGCGGCGCCAAAAGAGCCGGUCUUUGCACCUGGAUGUAUCGAUAAACGCAAGAACAAAAGCGGCGGGCGUCGUGGCAGUAGACAGUCGAGUGCUAGUAAAAAUGAUGGUGCUUCCGUAGUUACUAAAGCAAAAACCGGUAGUGCAUCAAUUAGUAGUGGUAGUACCGCUGAUUCUAAUGGUAGUAGUACAGCAUUCGGCCCUUUUUCUGAUGCGUCCGUUCCGACUACUACGAGCGGUGAGGCGGCAGAUUCAGCAAGCGUAUUAGGGCUGAACAAGAGUAUCAGCACGAGCAACUCAACAGCCUACGCAGAGCAGCAAACUACUGCUGAAGAAUCCAACGGUCUUGACGCUUCGGCAGGCGGCGGCGGCGCUGCGUUAGCUGAGUGUCGAGAGAGAACAGCGGAGGUAACUACAUCUACUUCUACAACUUCUGGUGUAGCAAACUCUUCAACGAAUACCAAAGCGAAUGACUCAUCAAACACCAGUGCUUCCCUUUCCGAGCCAGCACAACCACCACAACAAAUUGGUACAGUAUCAAUCAAAAUGAGCAGCAGGCCAUCGAUGGUAAUGAGUUGAAUUCGAAUCUUCAUUCAUCACUUUCACUAGGCUCAAAUUAUGUACUAAUGUCGUUAGUAGAUUUUCUUAUCUUUUAUAAUCAAUAUAGUAAAUUGGUAUUCAUUAUCUUUUAUGAUAUAGUAUUGUUUGUCACUAUCAGUCGUCACAGUCGUAGUUGUUUCAAAUUCGAAUCCAGUCUUGUCUUGUUACUUUUUCUUAGCUUAAUUUAUCUUGUUUCUUGCUUUUGUACAACUACUAGGAGCCUCCAACGCCAACCGCGAGAUAGAUAUUUAUCAUAUUUAUUUAUUACUUUUCCAGCGACAGCGUGAUUAGUAUUAUUUCUUCUUCGUAGUCGGACCAUAGAGAUCAGUCUACGCAUGGUUGGACACAUCUGACUAUCUUGGACAAAUUGUACCAGGCGCCAACAGAUAAUAACUACAUUUAAUUUUGCGCAUGCGUUCAAUCAGUUGAAGACAUGAAGAUGACCGAACAAGUAAGUAGUUCCAUUUUUGUUUUUCAAUGCCUAAUCGUAAUCCUAGUUCUAGAAGUUGUAUCUAAAUCUAGAUGAAAUUAAAUUUGACCAAGAGCGGUCGCAGAGUUGCGGAUGACAGCCCGAUCGAUAUCGCAGCGGACAAGCCUGCCAGAAGUAUGCUACACUAGGUGGAACAAGAAGAGCAAGAUGUUUUAUGAAUACUUGAUGGCCUUUUCGUUUCAUUUAAUUAGAAUUUUUACAAGGAGUAGGAGUACUUCUCAGAUUUAGAUGUAGAACAAAAUGCAGAUUUCUUUCAGAAAGAAUCCCUUGCGUGGACACCACGUAGCAAAAUCGUAGUAACAUGAUUAUCAUGUAGUUUAAUAUGGUUAACGUCAACAAUAUGGUGCUCUACUCAACAUGCUCAAAUACCAUAGUAAUAGUUUGAUCGUUACCAUGACCAGCAACAGCACCAAGUCAUUUGAUUAUCGCGACCUACUAUUUUCCAUGUUAGUGAUGUCUGGGCAUGUUUAAGUUUAGGAAACAGAAAAACUGCAAUCUGAAUCGCAUCCCCAUUACGUCGCAUGUUGUUUCUUGUGCUUAGUCAUAUUUGUUUCCCGCUAAUAAAAUGUUUAUCCGAUGUCCAGGUCCACCUCUCGGUUUCUUUUCACGUACACUUCACCCAUUCUUUCUGACAACUAGAACUAGAUGAAUUACAUUAGAGUAUAAAUCUAUCAGGACUCUUGGGCGGGCUCUAUUGUCCUUGGGUGUCUUUAGCACGAAUCCUUCCACGACUUUUAUGAUGUAGCCCUGGAUUGACGAUAUUGCGCGCCUCUCUUUGGUAUAAUUCUUCUGAUCAGUUGUAAGCUGGCUCAGCCUAGCAGUUCGUGGACUGUAU